AGUGUUGGGUCGUCAGUUGUCUCCUCCACGCAGAGCGGCCGCCUCUGAUUGGUCGCCUGUGAAACAUCUGUAUUCAGUUCCAGUGGUUCGUGUCUCCGGCCAGAAAGCUGCAGCUGACUGAGAGCUCGGCGGUCAGACAGCGCGGCUUCCAGCGUAACAGCCGGUAACAUGCAGCUGCCUCCCGGGCGCGUCGCGUCGCUGCGGGUCGGUCUGGAUGUUUGGAUCAGGCUGUUUCGGGCUCUCUGACGCUGACAGAAGAACUUCUGGGGCCCAAAAGGAAGACGAAUGAAUGAGUCAGGAUUACGCAGCAGCCCGGUCACAAUCAGUGUCUCUCUGAGUGGGGUUUUCUUCCCGGGAUCAAACCGUCGUCCCCGCUGCUGGGAGCCGGGUCCGCCGCUGAGGAUCCAGGUCUGCAGCCGGAGGUUUUUUUCUGAGCGACGCUGCAGACACAAAGGAGCGCUCCUCUCGGUUCUUCCUGCUUUUAAGGUGACAGCUUUCCCUCUGCGCUCCCACCAGCAGCCCAGACUGUCUGAGAGACCUGAUCUAUCGGACUAUUGAUAAGUUUCAAUCAGAUUUCCUGCCGUUGCGUCGGGAAGCUGCCGGGUUGGACCGAGGAAUGUUGUGAUUUAUUUAUUUUUAUUCUAAGGAGGAAGCAGAUCCAUCCGGAGCGUUUUAAUGCAAAGCCUGUGCAGGAUCAAGAUGCAGUUCCGGACGGUGCUGGACGUGAAAGUUGUGGACGUGGAGAAGAGGCGGAAUCCGUCCAAGCACUACGUGUAUGUCAUCAAUGUCACCUACUCUGACAACACGUCGCACAUCAUCUACCGAAGAUACAGCAAAUUCUUCGACCUGCAGAUGCAGCUACUUGACAAGUUCCCAAUCGAGGGAGGGCAAAAAGAUCCGAAGAAGAGGAUCAUCCCGUUUCUCCCAGGCAAAAUCCUGUUCCGGAGGAGUCAUGUGCGAGACGUGGCCAUGAAGCGGCUGCGUUUCAUCGAUGACUACUGCAGGGCUCUGGUGAGACUUCCUCCCCACAUCUCUCAGAGCGAGGAGGUACUGCACUUCUUCGAGACGAAAGCUGAGGACAUCAACCCCCCAGUAGAGGACUAUGGAUCCAAGCGCAAGUCGGUGUGGAUGUACGGCUUUACAGACAGCCCGAGGAAAGAGGCCUCAGGGAUUGACAGCUCAGAGCCCAUGGUGCUGGAGCAGUACGUGGCCGUGGCCAACUACGAGAGGCAGGAGAACUCUGAGAUCAACCUGAAGGCUGGCGAGACGGUGGAUGUGAUCGAGAAGAGUGAAAGUGGUUGGUGGUUCGUCAGCACGUCGGAGCAGCAGGGCUGGGUCCCAGCCACAUACCUGGACUCCCAGAAUGGAACCAGAGACGAUUCGGAUCUGGCCACCUCCAGGACCGGAGAAGUUACUAAGAGGAGAAAGGCUCACCUGAAGAGGCUGGACCGCCGCUGGACCCUCGGUGGUAUAGUUAACCGCCAGCAGAGCAGAGAGGAGAAAUAUUUGACGAUCCAGCCGUACACCAGCCAAGGCGCGGAUGAAGUGAGCUUUGAGAAAGGGGUCACUGUGGAGGUAAUCCAGAAGAACCUGGAGGGCUGGUGGUACAUCAGAUAUUUAGGAAAGGAGGGGUGGGCCCCGGCCUCCUACUUGAAGAAACUAAAAGAUGACUUCUCGCCUCGUAAGAAGACCCUAACGGGCCCCGUGGAGAUCAUCGGAAACAUCAUGGAGAUCAGCAACCUGCUGCAGAAGAAGUCGGUCAGUGAGAAGGACAUCCAGACAGACGGAGAGGGAAACAACACGCCGGAGCGCCACAUCACCAAGAGCGAGAUCAGCCUGCCCAUGCCCUAUAACUCAGAAAUCAACGCCGAGACGGGCAGGAGGCUGAGCGCCGGCCGGGACACCAACAGCCCCUGCCUGGGGAUAGCUGCCAGUUCUGCCCUGAGUGAGAAAGUCAGAGGGGAGCCCGGGUCUCCAGCUGUGGCACGAGUGGCUCCACACAGAGUGGAAAUUGGGUCUCCAAAUCUGAGACAGAAACCUCCCCCAAGAAGAGAAGCCAAUUUGGGUCUCCAGUUACCAAAGCCACCAGAGCCCCCUGCUGUGGAAGCAGAGUAUUACACCAUAGCGGAUUUCCAGUCCUCCAUCUCUGAUGGCAUCAGUUUCCGUGGAGGACAAAAGGCUGAUGUGAUAGAGAAGAACCCAGGAGGUUGGUGGUACGUGCAGAGGGAGAUGGAAGGCUGGGCCCCCUGCUCUUACAUCGACAAGCGCAAGAAGCCCAACCUCAGCAGACGGAGCAGCACUCUCACCCGCCCCAAAGUCCCUCCACCUGCUCCCCCGAUCAAAAAGCAAGACUCAGAGGAGGCCCCCACGCCUCUGAAUCCUUCCUCCAAAGCCACGGAGCAACCCAGCAGGCCAGUGUAUGAGGAACCGGAGUAUGAUAUUCCCGCAAUCGGAUGCGAGGGCGAAUCUGACAGUGAAUUUCUGAAGAACGAGCGCUCCCAAGAGGUGAAGACCAGCAAUGUUGUCUCUGAAAAGUACCACAACUCUCCUCCGUCAAGUAAAGCUUCACCUCCGGUCUGCAAAGCUUCCCCAGUUUUCGCUCAUCGAAGAACCUCGUUCAGAUCUGUGGAAGAGGUCAGUAGGGAGGAGUGUAUCUAUGAGAAUGAUGGCUUCAGACUGAGCAGUGGCCUUGAAGGAACCAGAGUCAAAGGGUCCAGUGAACCCAGCUCGCCAAGGAGCUACCAUUCUUCAACAGUCCCAAGGAAACCUUCUGGAUCUUCCCCUCUUGCUGGUCUAACCAGGAAAACAGUAACGCCAGAGAUGAGCAGAAGAAGUCAGACACUUGGCAGACAUGUAGACAUGAGGUCUCAGGACAUCAGCCCUCACUCUUCUUCAGACGAACUAGUCAGAGGUCCAAAGAAAAUUCCUGCCCUUAAGCGGGAUAUCGAACCAGGAAUCGGUCAGAGCCCUUCCACCAGACCCAAGCCGUCUGUCAGACCUAAACCCCUCCUGACCAAAUCAGAACCCCAGAGCCCUGAGAGAAUGGACAUCAGCUCUCUGAGACGGCAGCUGAGGCCUGCCAGUCAGUAUCGACAUACCCUCAAACCGACUCGCGGAGAUGACUCAGAGACAGCUUCUGUUAUCUCCUCAGAGGGUUCCAUGUGUUCACGCAGUACGUCCGAUCUGUCUUCUGUGUACUCUAAGGGGAGCCAAGGGGACUCAGAUGUGGAAGGCCCUACCUUGUACCGCUCUGUGGAUGUCUAUAAGAAGGUCCAGGACUCUGAAAUCAGCUUUCCGGCAGGAGUGGAAGUUGAGGUUUUAGAGAAGCAGGAGAGCGGAUGGUGGUACGUCCGCUGGGGCUCAGAGGAGGGCUGGGCUCCCUCUUAUUACCUUGAACCGGUCAAGAAGGUGGGUGAGCCCAGUGUUUUGGAGUCAAAUGUACAAAGAAAUAGUGGGAAAAAGUCUAACAGCCUGGAGAAGAACGAGAAGCAUGUUUUAGACCUGAAUAACAUCAACAUUCAGGGUCUGACCCAGCAGCACCAAGGAUUGAGAGGAAAUUCUCCUCCGAUUCCUUCCAAGCCUCCCGGAGGCUUCUCCAAGCCCUCCGGACUGGUUAACGGAGGCGUUCGGAUGAGAAAUGGUGUACGGCAGGUGGCGGUGAGGCCACAGUCUGUUUUUGUGACCACAUCACAGACCUCUAAGGAUUCCCACUACAUGACUGGUUCCUUACGGAGAAACGAGUCCCUCGGCAGGAGUGACCACUACAGCUCUGGUUCUGCCACUCUCGGAGUUCGCAGAAAUGCCUCCUUCAGUACUGUACGACCCCACGUUGUCGUCGAAAGCCAGACGAGGCCAGUUGAGCGCUCCGGUCUGGGAUGCUCAGGAACCGCCUUCAGCACCUCCAAUGUCCCUGAUGCCUUGAGCAGAGUGAGCCAGCGCAACGGGAUCCCGGUGUCCACAGUGCGUCCCAAGCCCAUCGAGAAGAGCCAGCUCAUCCACAAUAACCUCGGCAGGGAUGUGUACGUGUCCAUCGCAGACUACCGUGGCGACGAGGAGACAAUGGGCUUCACUGAAGGAACAUGUCUAGAGGUUCUGGAGAGAAACCCCAAUGGAUGGUGGUAUUGCCAGGUGCAGGACAGCCUGCUUCCCCGCAAGGGCUGGGUCCCGUCUAAUUACCUGGAGCGGAAAAAAUAAAACCCAGUCCCCCUAUAUGAUGUCUCCAUAGAGCUGAGGGCCAUGAGUCCCUAAGAAUGUUUUCCCCAACCUCCCUUAAGCAAUAUGUCCUUGAUAAUGUACACUUUUGAAAAGAUGGAGGAAAUAGGAAGGAACACAAUAAAUUUUUCAGAGAAUGGGAGAAAAAAACAGAACACCUCUGAAGCAGGAAGGCAGAGGAAAACAUUGACAUAUUAAGGGAGAGGUUUCGAUUCUGCAGAAGCCAAGCAGGAUACUGGCUUAGCUGAUUAUGAUGGCUAAUAAGUGCCUUUUGUGUUUGAUCACCUGAUGGCAGAACUUUGAAUCAACCAAAUCUUUCUUCAAGAGUGCCAUAGUCCUGCGAACACCACCAAGAGUUUUACUAUUACCGCUUCAGAGAUCCAAGCAUCCUGAUUCCAGUUCCUGAUCAAACAGAUUGAAGAAGACGACUAUGAAAUCUCUUUUUUGUAUUUAUCUGUUUCAUUGUCACGUUUUGAUGCAAGUCUUCCUCUCAGAAUUAUUUCUGCCGUCUUGGAACAUCUGUUUGAAGUUCAAACUAACUCUGAACAAACAAGUUGGCCUAAACUGACGCUUACAUUCCUCAAAGAUGUGAUGAUUUUCAAACGUGUGUUUAGUGACAUAUGUGGAAAAACUCAGAAGUUUAAUUUUUUAACGUAUGCCUUUUAGACCAAAAUUCCAGAUAAAAUGAUUAGCUUACCAAGAUUUCAGCUCCAGUAAAAACUGUUCCUGUUCCUAUAUGUGUUUUGUUUCAUGUAUUUAAUAUAAAGCUGCUGUCACUGCAACAUGUGAAAUAAAUCCCAGGGACACACUCAAAAUGUGAUCACACCAAAUAGAAACAGCUUUUCAUCGGCAAAAUGAACAUUUUCUACUUUACCUGUUAUUUAUGGUAAAAAAUGAACAGGCUUUUAAUUAAAAAUAUUUUGAACUUUUUCUCUUCCUGGAAGAACUUGACAUGUUUAGACAACAUUAAAGAACAAUGGAAUAAAAAAAAAUUAAAAAAAAUUAGUAAUGCUGUUCAAUAGAGUUUUGAUAACUAUUUUUUAUGUUUUGAAUAAUGUUUUAUUCAACAACCAUCCUGAUAUCCUGCAAAUAAAACUGCAAUUAUGGACAAAAGUAUCAAUAAUUCCCCAUGAUGCAUCACAUUCAGAGUUAUAGCUGAACUUUCAGAUUCAUAAUCAACAGAUGUUCAAGACAGCUGAAAUACAUUUUCUGACUCACUUCAGGCUUUAUGUGUUUAUUUUAUUUUAUUAUGUUUCUGCUGGACAGUAUCAUAAUCUCUAACAGAGUACAUAAACUGCUCAGAGUCUAUUUUAACGAAACCAUAAAGUUUUUUUCUUCGCUCUGUGAUUGCACAACGGCAAUAAUGAGGAACGAAGUGGUUCUGUUUUGGGAAAUUAGUGCACUUUAAAGCUUGUUUUGUAGUGCAUUAAUGUAAAGAUGCAGUAAAUACUCAGCAUGAUGCGAAAGUCAGCUGUUUUGGUACAAUUGGCGAAACAGAGACCUCGUGUGGAGGUUGAGAGGUACUACAAGAUUUUCUACCUCAGUGCAAGGAUAAAACUGCGCUGCUGGUCAGUGAGUAUCUCAGAAAUUUUACUUUAUUUUUCAAUCAUAGUGCAGCUAAAUUUACUGAAUUGAUUUGUUACUAUUUAAUUUGUAUCAAACAAUAAUUUAUUUUUGCAUUUCUUUAUGCUGUGGACUGCAACUUUAGCAAAGCACGAGCACUUCCUUCAUCUUUAUUGGUCUUUACAUAAUGCCUGACUUAAAAGCAUAUUUAUUAUGAGGUUUUUAUGAUUUAACAAUCAGCAUUUUCACCCGUUCUAAGGAUCUGUUCGUCAAAUAAUUACCUGGGUCUCUGCCUCAAUCAGAGUUCAAGUAUCUUGUAGAUUGUUCAUGAUGGAGAGGGAAGUGAGAGCUCCGCUCUGAGCUGGGAGGUGAAGACCUUGAUUUUGUUCUCCUUCCACUUUCCAUCCUUCAUAAGUUAUGAAUCAUAACUGAAAAGAACAAGACACAAGCAUUUCCUCCAGUAGAGGAUUUUCAGGGUUCGGCACAUUGUGUCCCAUUACAACCACAAACCUCAUGCAGGUUUUUGGUUCUUCAUGUUGUAGACCAACACAGUUUGGUGAAUAAAUGUAAAGUGGAAGGAAGUAGAGGGCAGGAACAUCAUGUGUAGAGGCUCUGAGUCCUUGACGCAGAAUUGUGUGGAGAUGGUCGGCUCCUCAUUGCUACAUCCCCCUCUGUGUCCAGUUUUUUCUUCCCCAGCUACUAAAGACAAAGAUCUUCUAAGGCCACAAUAUUAGAAAACCAAACAUUACUGCACUUAUAAUAAGUUUUAAAAUCAGUUGGGGUGGAAGGAGAGCAUCUUUGAUCAUUUUUCAUCUCUUAUCACAGAUUUGCUAAUGGAUUUCGGUCUGGACUUUAACUAGGCCAUUUUAACACAUGAACAUGCUUUGAUCUGAAUGAUUCCACUGUGGCUCUAACAUUAGGAUGGUUGUAUUGCUGGAAGGUGAACUUUACACCCCAGUGUGAAAUCUUACAACCAUCCAGCUGCAUGACAAUCGGGACGAUGUUCUUUAAUCUUCUGCCACACAAAGGUUGGCAGUUUUGUUUGCAGGUCAGGAAGUUGGACAUUGUCUGACUUUAUCCAAGCAACUUCUUUCAUUUUGUUCCAUUUCCAUUAAUGUUUGUGGCUGUAGUGCGACAGAAUGCGGAUGAAAUGUUGCUGUUACCUCUGUGACCCAAACCCAGAUGAAUUCAGCUUCAAGGAUAACAAGCGUUGAUGUUUCAUCUCUGCACCCAGAGUGAGGAUGCUGAUUGGUCCCUUGAUGACGACGGCAUUAUGUAAAUGUGUUGAAUCACUUCGGCUCAUGUUAUGACUGCAUACUGCUUCGUUUGAUUGCUCUGAACCUUUGUUCACGGGAAUCUUUCUGUACCAAAUCUAUAUUUGCCUGUGCAGCAUUUAACUAUGCUUUAAAUUACUUUUCUUUUUUCUCUCUGUUUUAUUUGUCAAAAGUUGAAAUGUACCCGUGAGGAUAUGUGCAAUAGUCAGAAACGGCGCCGCAGAUGUAAAAAAAAAAAAAAAGAAAAAGAAAGAGAAAAAGAAAAAAAAGUCUGCUGGGGAUGGACGUUCUGGAUCAAACCGAGGCCCUGAAACACAUCGGACCAAAGCGGGAGCAUCUCCACUGAAACCCGCUCCGGAGUCACAUCACAUCCAUCUGGCAGCGGAGAGCCACGGGCCCCAUCUUCAGGGGCCUCAGCGGCCUCAGCGGCCUCAGCGGCUCCGCUUUCAGCUGUCACGUUCGUGCCUGACUGGAGUUCUGAGAUUUUUGUGUGUUGUUGUUUUUCCUCGGGAACGCGUCCUUCCUCUCAACCCACAGGAGCGUCUCUGCUGACAUCCCCCCCUCCCUCGCUGUCAGACCCAGUCAGACCUCCUCGCCGCCGUUCGCCACGGUGAAGGUGACAUUUACCUUCACCGUGGUGAUGGCGCGCUCGCUGACGUCAGCCGGAGAGUCUCAGCAGUAAACAAGAGACCUGAGAGGCGAAUUCUCCUCCAGGCCAUUUCCUCUCCAUCCAUCAUCUUCCAGGAUGUUCACCAAACAGAAAAAUCUGUUGUUUUUCUGAGCGCAGGGCCCCCAGCUUGCCGCACUGACGUGCUACAGGUCAGCGCACACGGCUCUCCGUCUCGUUAGGCGCUAGAAAGCCUUCAGUUUGAAUACUUUAAGUCAAAUUUAAGGAAUAAAUCUUCUGCUGAGAGUUACAUGAAAAGCUUGAAACCAUUCUCAGAGCUCUGGAGCGAAUGUUGAAGAUGUCUAACCUUUCAUCAGCUUUAGAACUUUACAAAUUAAAAAAACUGGAAAAAACAAUUAAAUCAGGUAUAAUUUCUGUUUUUGUCUGUCUAAAUCUGGUAAAAGUUGCUGGGGAAAAAAUUGAUCAUUUUAGAUCAAUUCCUGCUAAUUUGCAGUGAAAAACUGCAGUUUCACUAAAAAAGCUCAAAAAUGUUGAAAUAAUGAACUCUUUCUGGGAUUAACCAUGUUUAUGUAGAAUAAGGCCACUGAAAAAGGUAAAUUCUUGCUUUUUUCUCAGCAGAUUAAAGUCAAAAUUGAUUUAGGAAUUACACCACACUCAGCUGAACAAUGUUUCAGCUGCAAUUUGUUGCUCAUGUUGUUAUUUGGAAGUCAAAAUUUCUGAUUUCCAUUUUGGAAGAAUCAACUUAAACCUCCCUGAAGACUUGAAUAUAGAAUUUGACACUUUGUCCUUUUCCUUUGAAAAGCGGAUUCACUCUCAGCUUAACUGGGUUUUAUUUGAAACGUGGAGAAACUGGAAUUUUUAUUGCUUAGUUUCUCUUCUCUUGGUUUGCUUCCCAGUAAACCAUCCAGUCUUUCCAGUGUCUGUUCUGGAAAAUGUUCCUUAGUGUCUGAAAAUGCAAGCUGCACAUAAAUGAAUGGUUUAUCAGAUUUUCUUUUUCCAGAAACUAGUUACAUAUUCCAGCAGAAUUACAGCUUCCAUCCGAAACACUGUUGAUGUGUCGGGAUUAUUCCCAGAUCCGACCAGAUCCUGGAUAUCCAGAGUACAAAAUGCACCAUUGUUUUCAGGAAGAUCCACGGAUAAUAAAAUGAGUCAGAUUGAAAUAUUGAUACAGGUCAACAUCAUGUUGCAUUGGUUUCUGAAUAUUUGGGAAAAUUUAAUGUUUGCUGUUUUUUUAGCAAAUUGUUACAUUUCCAUUUUAUUACUCUCUAAAACUUCAAAAUGCCAUUUUGUGCAGCUUGUUAUUCCCUCUUUGUCAUUCCUUUAGUCUGAAGUGGGAUUAAUGCAGGAUUGGGAAUAGUUUUAAGCUGCUUGUCUAACUCUCAGCUGGAACAGACUUUUUAUCCGAGCGUCUCUCAGCAGCAGCAACUUUUUAAAAAAAUGUACGCAGAAAAGUUUGUGGAUCUGAUGAGGAUCUGUUGGUUUCCAUCUCAAUCCAUUAUGAUUCAUUUAAAAACAGCUUGAUGAAAUGUCACGUUUCCUCUUCCUCUUGAAAUGUCCUGGUUGUCUCAGAACGUUGACAGCAUGCGUGUUUCAGAGCAGGUGUGUUCAGGUGAAGGAGGAUGCAGGGAGAUGGGAGGUGAAAGCAUGUUGGUCAGUAUUUGAAUCGGAUUUCAUUUCAGAUUCUGCAUCUUCCUGAAGUGUUUGAGGAAGAUUUGGGGAAACAAUAGGUGUGAGACGGUCUCUGUCUUCACUUUGCUCCUUUCUUGUUUUGUUCAGAGGAAAACUGAAGGUGUUGAAGUGGAGGUGGAAAGUUUCUUUGCAUGUAAUGAAGCCAAGUUUGUGUAAGGAGGGAGUGUUGGUGGCGAGAGGAGCAGGUUUGGUUGGAGAGGUUUAGGAAGUGAAGGUUAAGAACGAUUCUGCAGGUUUGUUAUUUACUUUCUGGGUUAUUUUAAGAGACUGAGAAGAAGGAGGAAGAGGAACAGGCUGUGUUGAGGAAUGAAGCUUUGCUGCUGUGGCUGUUUUCAUCUGACUCGUCGGUUUAAUUAGGACAGCGGUUCAUCUUCAGUAAAGUUGAGUGUGAGCGUAUCCCAGAUUCCCCGGUCAUUCAGAGAACAGAGUUCAUCUCCUCCCUGCUGUGGAACGCAGAGUGCCAAAAAAUCCCACCGGAAAGUUCCUGCAGAUCGGAAAUCCUGCUCUGUAAAUCCCGACACAGAACCAGUUUACCAGCCAUGCUAACAAACAACUGCAGGCCUUCAGUUGGACCAAAUGAGGUGCUACUCUUCCAUGUUUCCUCUGUUUUCUUUCUCUGCAUUGGGUUAAAGCCUCGCCGACUCCUUCUUUUCAGAAGACGUGCCAUGAGGACUGGAAGUCCGGAUGUUUCCCGAUCUGAGACCUUCCCUUUUGAAAACAGGGCCGUUUCUUAUCUCCAGCUUCAUUUGACGAGUCUCGAUGUCUUUCUCUUGUUUUGUAUCUUCUACAUGUUUACAUUGUAUCUGCCCAAAAGAUAAACGAUAUUAAAUGUAUUAUCUUUGCUGUU
Molecule: messenger RNA, 10213 nt
Organism: Poeciliopsis prolifica (blackstripe livebearer)
Lineage: Eukaryota; Metazoa; Chordata; Actinopteri; Cyprinodontiformes; Poeciliidae
Product: SH3 and PX domain-containing protein 2A-like
Biological process (GO): superoxide anion generation
Cellular component (GO): cytoplasm
Molecular function (GO): phosphatidylinositol binding; superoxide-generating NADPH oxidase activator activity; protein binding
Source: RefSeq, a predicted model, not a curated record